UUUAUUGAAAAUGGCAAGUGCGGCUGCAGCAGCACAGUCCGAGCAAGCUGAGGAACUUGAGGACUGUGUCACCUACCAGCACGUCAAACUCCUGGAGUCUGCUGGAAUUGGAGCAAGUGAUGUCAAGAAACUUAUUGAAGCAGGAUAUAAUACUAUUGAGAGUGUAGCAUAUGCUCCCAAAAAAGCCCUCCUAGUCAUCAAAGGCAUCAGCGAAGCUAAAGCAGACAAGAUCCUGACCGAAGCAAUGAAGAGAUGUGCUAUGGGUUUCACAACGGCAACUGAAUUGCACAGAACAAGAUCAGAGAUAAUCAUGCUCACUACAGGGAGUAAGGAGUUAGAUAAGCUGCUGGGGGGAGGCAUUGAAACUGGCAGCAUUACUGAGAUGUUCGGGGAAUUCAGAACAGGUAAAACCCAGUUGUGUCACACACUAGCAGUCACGUGUCAACUACCCACUGAUAUGGGGGGAGGGGAAGGAAAGUGUCUGUAUGUGGACACAGAGGGAACCUUCAGACCUGAGAGACUGCUUGCAGUGGCAGAGAGGUACGGGCUGGACGGGGCAGCUGUGUUAGAUAACGUGGCCUGCGCUAGAGCUUUCAACUCCGACCAUCAGACACAGCUGUUAUUGCAGGCGAGCAGUAUGAUGACAGAGUCAAGGUACGCCCUUCUGAUAGUGGACAGUGCAAUGGCUCUGUACCGGACAGACUUCAGUGGGCGUGGUGAACUGUCUGCUCGCCAGAUGCAUCUAGCCAGGUUCCUGAGGAUGUUGCUGAGACUAGCUGACGAGUUUGGGGUUGCAGUCGUCAUUACCAACCAGGUUGUUGCGCAAGUAGACGGUGCAUCAGCUAUGUUCAGCGCUGAUCCAAAGAAACCAAUCGGAGGUAACAUAAUGGCCCACGCCUCAACAACCCGCCUCUACUUGCGCAAAGGACGGGGCGAGAACAGAAUAUGUAAAAUAUACGACUCUCCUUGCUUACCGGAGAGCGAGGCUGUGUUCUCCAUAGGAGCCGACGGUAUCGGGGACACCAAGGACUGAGGCAGAUAUAAAAUAUUAUGUUAAAUUCUGUUUUUAAUAAGUUUGAUUUUGGAUUAAAAGAGAGACCAUUUAUAUGACCAUUAUGGAUUCCGUACAGACGAUCAAAAUCUGAGACCCUACCAUGUAUGGAUUGAACGAUGGUGCAUCUUUUGUAUAUAAUUAUAGGCUGACAUGAGUUUUACAAAUUGGAAUACAAUAAACAAUUGCUUUGUUUUUCAUUACAUACAGAGGUCGCACAGGAUAACAGAGUUUCAAGAUUAAUAUUUUCUACAUUGUUGAGUUGACUUUUACGGCGGAAAAACUUUGUCUGACAACUGAAUGAGUAAUUAUUGGUAAUUACUGUAAUUACCCAAUUACUACAUAAUUACCCAAAUACUGCCUAUGUUAUUUAUAUUUAGGGGUCGUUCACACAUUGCGUUAU
Bolinopsis microptera is the source of this 1454-nucleotide messenger RNA. RefSeq names its product DNA repair protein RAD51 homolog 1-like. Gene Ontology annotation, molecular function: ATP binding; ATP-dependent DNA damage sensor activity; single-stranded DNA binding. Lineage: Eukaryota; Metazoa; Ctenophora; Tentaculata; Lobata; Bolinopsidae. Gene Ontology annotation, cellular component: condensed nuclear chromosome. The transcript has 8 exons. Gene Ontology annotation, biological process: mitotic recombination-dependent replication fork processing; double-strand break repair via homologous recombination; reciprocal meiotic recombination. The record is from RefSeq and is a predicted model, not a curated record. The coding region runs from base 11 to 1033 and encodes 340 amino acids.